This is a messenger RNA of Polypterus senegalus (gray bichir), 1219 nucleotides long. RefSeq names its product phosphatidylinositol N-acetylglucosaminyltransferase subunit Y-like. NCBI's taxonomy places the organism in Eukaryota, Metazoa, Chordata, Cladistia, Polypteriformes, Polypteridae. The transcript has a single exon. The record is from RefSeq and is a predicted model, not a curated record. The coding region runs from base 22 to 237 and encodes 71 amino acids.
GCUAAAGAUAGAAACAAUAACAUGGGGUGGUCAUUAUCAACUCUGACAGUUUUAGUUCCAAUUAUUUCUUUAACAGGACUGCUUUUUUCAGCAGCAGUGGAUAAAAACUUUCCUGAGGAAUGUACAAGCACUAGCAGCCUGUGCUUCUACAGUCUCCUCCUCCCUAUAACCAUACCGGUGUACGUGUUCUUUCAUUUGUGGAAAUGGAUGGGAAUCAAGCUCUUCAGACAUAACUAGAGUAUAUUCUGCAUCACAUGUUUUGCAAGAUUAACAUCAUUAAAUAAACUUUUUUUUUUGGCCAUUGCUGCACUUGUUGUCUGUAUUGCCGAUAGUUUAAGUAGCUAUUAUAAAUUUCAGUAAAUGAAUUAAUUUCCAAAGCAUUUUAUUUACAACAAAACUCGUAAAGUGUCAUUUUUUUUUAAAACAAAUAAAUCUACUGUAAUCCUUUUGCAUUAUGUUUUCACCCAUUUCUUACUUGCUUUGGAUUUCUUAAUAUUAACGUUUUGUAUUUGUAAUAAUGUAUUAAAGAUGUGUAUAGUGUGAAUUUAUUGGCCAAUUUCAAAGAAUUUUUUUAUUUAUGUCCUUGUGUCUAAAAACUAGUUAAUUGAUUAGUAUUAUACUUGAUAACUGUAAAUGAAAAUAGCAAAAGUCUUGAGUUACUUAGUAAUUCAGAGUUCUUUGGUUUUACGUUUUUUCCCCUUUUCUGUAUUGCAGAUGGUAACAUUAUAAUUCAUGGCAUACAGGGCAAAGUAAUAAAUACAAAUAAUAUAAUUUAGGGACAAUAUAACCGUAACAGUACUCCUGCCUUAAAGCUCCAAGACCUGGGAUUUUAAUCCUUACCUGGAAACUGCCUUUGUAGAGUUUGUACACUGUCCUCUGCAUGCUGGCUAUCCAGAAGCAUUUUAAAGACAUUUAAUUUGAUGAAUGGGUAAUGAUAAACGGGCUGCAGUGAAUGGUGCCUGUCAGUGGACUGGCCACUGGCUCCGGAAUGGUUCCUACCUGAUAGCCCCUUGACACUAUAAUUGUAUGAAGUGGAUUUGAUGAUGGGUGGCUAACAAGCAGGUAUCAGUACAUUUCAUUCACAAGUGAUGAUUAAUCAUUCCUAAAGCACUGCCUGCUACAUACAACAAACAUCAAUGUUUGUUUCUUAUAAAGAAUUGUUACAUUUAAGUAAAAUUCAAACCAAUAAUAAAAAUAAUUUAAAGAAUACCUUAAAACA